ACGGCGUCCCUUUUAUUUAUUAGUCUGAGGAAAAAACCAUGUUAGAAUGACGUUUUUGCUGUGAAAUUUAAAUGACGUGAAUCUUGAGGAUAUAAUUAUUAAAAUUAAGGUACAUUCAUGUAUCUGGAAAUGUCUGCAAAAUACUUGUACAAAUUUUUCUCAACAUGCGCUGGAAAAAUGGCGCCAGCGGUUGUGCUGAACAACGGUGUGAAAUGUCCGCAGAUAGGACUAGGCACCUGGCUGUCUAAUCCAGGGGAGGCACAAAAAGCCGUGAAACACGCUAUAGACGUUGGCUAUCGCCACAUAGACUGCGCUUGGUUGUACGGAAACGAACAAGAAAUUGGAGAAGGGAUAAAGGACAAAAUAGAUGAUGGCACUGUUAAACGCGAGGACCUAUUCAUAACCACCAAACUGUGGAACACAUUCCACCAAAAGGACCAGGUUAUACCAGCUUGCAAAGAUUCUUUGAAGAACCUCGGUUUGACUUACUUAGACCUGUACUUGAUGCAUUGGCCGGUGGCCCAGAGGAAUUUGGGAAAAUUCGACAAAAAUCUACCGUUCAAAGAUGCCGUGAACAUCGACGUAGAUUAUGUCGAGACAUGGCAGGGUUUGGAGGAGUGUGUUAGACUUGGUUUGGCAAAAUCCAUAGGAGUUUCUAACUUCAAUAGCAAGCAGUUGGAAAGGCUCCUUUCUUGCGCAAAAAUUAGGCCAGUAAUGAAUCAGAUAGAGGUAAACCCUAAUCUGAACCAGAAGAAACUGAUAAGUUUCUGCAAAGAUCUCGACAUAGCUGUGACUGCCUACAGUCCCCUCGGGUCACCAGCGAGGCCUUGGGCAAAACCAGGCGACCCUAUACUGUCCCUGAAUGACCCCAAGCUAAUUGCAAUUGGAAAGAAGUAUGGAAAAACCAGCCCCCAGGUUAUCUUGAGAUACGUUCUCCAGUUAGGAACUAUUCCAAUUCCCAAAUCCAGCAAUCCCAAGAGGAUAGAGUCGAAUUUCGAACUGUUCGAUUUCGAGUUAAGUCCUGAAGAUAUGGCCAUGCUUGACUCGUUUGAUUGCAAUGGAAGAGCUGUGCACGCAGAGGAACUGAAGGAUUCCAAGUAUUAUCCUUUCAAGGGUGUGGAGUUUUAGGUGGAAAAAAGUUAUGUUUAAGAAAGUUUACUUAUAUAUCCUGUGUAAAUUAUACUGUCGAUUGUUUUAUUACAGAAAAAUGUUUUUACAAACCGCUUCCAAAAAAAUUGUAUCAACGACUGGAAGGAAGCGAGUGGAAAAUACCGUGACACACGGUGACAGUUCCAAUUUAGUGAAAGCCACGUAUUGUUAUUCUUCUUUAUCCAUUAAUUAAUGCUCUCUUAAGUGUUAUUGUUGUUUACUAAUAAAGCUAAGGUCACAGGAUAUUAUCGCGAUGCUAAAUACAUAUUGUUUUAUCUUUAAAUGAUGUUAAAUAAAAGGCAAAAUCUAUAAAAACAAACUUGACACAAAUAUUUUCGUUUAGAGGCUUUGAUGGAGUGUUUUUUUUUUAAUUUAUCUUGUAAUAUUCAGCAGAGAUUGUUAUUUGUAGGGUAUGAAAAAUAUUCUGAAAAAUAAAUUAUUUUAUACAUAAAAUAA
Anoplophora glabripennis (Asian longhorned beetle) is the source of this 1605-nucleotide messenger RNA. Its product is annotated as aldose reductase-like. Lineage: Eukaryota; Metazoa; Arthropoda; Insecta; Coleoptera; Cerambycidae. The transcript is spliced from 4 exons. Gene Ontology annotation, cellular component: cytosol. The record is from RefSeq and is a predicted model, not a curated record. Bases 118 to 1128 code for a protein of 336 amino acids. Gene Ontology annotation, molecular function: aldose reductase (NADPH) activity.